Messenger RNA from Cynara cardunculus var. scolymus (artichoke), 1797 nucleotides. Its product is annotated as aldehyde oxidase GLOX-like. NCBI's taxonomy places the organism in Eukaryota, Viridiplantae, Streptophyta, Magnoliopsida, Asterales, Asteraceae. The transcript is spliced from 3 exons. The coding region runs from base 1 to 1797 and encodes 598 amino acids. The record is from RefSeq and is a predicted model, not a curated record.
AUGGCUUCACUAUGCAAAACCUUCAUCCUUUUUCUCCUCCUUCUCCCUCAAAAUUUUGCGAUUUCUGUGUUUGCCGCCACGGGUGACGGUGGAGGCGGAGGUGGUGGUGGUGCAGCGGAUAUGGGUGAUGGUGCGCCUGGUCCUAAUCAACUUGUUGGCGAUGGACGAUCAUCCGAUUAUGCAAAGGCAGAGAUUGAGACAAAUUUUGUGGGUGAAUGGGUGUUGGAUAAUCCAGAUGUGGGUGUGGGUGCAAUGCAACUACAGUUGAUGCCUAACGAUCAAGUAGUCUGGUAUGAUGCUACGUCAGUCGGGCCUUCCGCCCGGAAAUUGGAACCUCAAGGGAACUGUCCGAUUAACCCAGACGCAAACAACCAGCCGGAUUGCUACGCUCAUGCUCUCGCUUACGACUGGAAAACCACAAAAAGUAGAACCAUCGUGUUAUCAGGUGAACCGUGGUGCUCGUCGGGAAACUUAUGGCCGAAUGGAAACUUUGUGGCUACCGGAGGUUCCUUCAGCGGGGUUAAGGCUGUCAGAAUGUUGCCUAAAGAUGAUCUCAACGCAGAUUUUAUUGAAAAAAAAGAUGUUCUUGCCGACUUUAGAUGGUAUUCAUCGAACCAGAUUUUAGAAGACGGGAGCGCAAUAGUCGUGGGAGGUCGAGGCGCAUUCAGCUAUGAGAUCGUGCCACCACAACUCGAGUUCGAACCCAAGAGGAUCGAACUCCCGUUCCUCCAACAAACACGUGCACCAGCCAAGGGACCGAACCAAUACAUCGAGAACAACCUCUAUCCGUUCCUUUUCCUCCUUCCCGAUGGCAACGUAUUUCUUUUUGCCAACGACCGUGCCAUCACCUUCGCUCCAACAACAGGUGAGAUCGUUCAACAACAUCCCGUCUGUCCAGGUGGAUCCCGGAACUACCCACCUUCCGGCAGCUCCGCCAUUCUCCCAUUAAAACUCGGUCCAGAUAAUUCCCAACCCCUAAAUGUCGAGAUUGUCAUUUGUGGUGGAAACAGCCCCAAUGCAUUUGAAGUAGUCGAUGGAAAGAAUGCAACUGAAAAGGAGUAUGUACCUGCACUUAAAGACUGCCAUAGAAUCCAUCCGAUGAACAAAGGUGCAACAUGGGAGGAAGAACAAGAUAUGCCAUCACCGAGGAUCAUGGCCGACCUUUUACACCUCCCAACCGGAGAUCUCCUUAUGAUCAAUGGCGCCAAAAAGGGUACUUCUGGUUGGGAAGAUGCCACAGACCCUAACUUUACUCCUCUUUUAUAUACACCAUUCAAACCAAUGGGUUACAGGUUUAAAGAACUGAAACCGGCCACAAUCGCAAGGAUGUAUCAUUCCACCUCAGCAUUGUUACCGGAUACUAAGAUUUUGGUUGCCGGCAGCAACCCACACCAGUUCUACACUUUCAACGUCGAGUUUCCGACAGAGUUGAGGGUGGAGAAGUUCUCACCUCAUUACUUGGACCCUACGAUCGACGGCCAAAGACCUAUAAUUGAUGAACAAGGUACUGACAAGGUCUUAAAGUAUGGGAAACCUUUUAAGAUCGCAGCUACUCUACAAUCGGAAGCUCCGUUGGUGUUGGGUGAGAUUAAGGUAACUAUGUUGUACCCACCAUUCACCACUCAUGGCUUCUCCCAAAACCAGAGGUUGAUUGUUCCGGCGGUGAUGGACAUUUCCGAUAACGUGAUCACCGCCCUUGCACCGCCAUCGGGAAAGAUUGCUCCUCCCGGAUACUAUAUUCUAUUUGUGAAUAAUCUUGGCGUUCCUGGAGGAGGUAUAUGGGUUCAUAUCGACUAG